AUGGACCCUAUUGAUGUUGAUGUGUUGGAUGGUGAAAAUUUCACCGCGGAUACAGCAAAGGACAAAGCUGAUAAAGAGAAAAUGGACAAGGAGAAACAGGACAAAGAAAAGGCUGACAGAGAUAAAGCAGAGAAUGAGAAAAAGAAACAAGAGGAGGAAAAGAGAAAACAGGAAAAGAAGAUGAAACAAAUAGAAGAGGAGAAAAAGAAGAGAAAAAUAUUUGAUGUUGUUGUGAAGAGAUUCCCCAACAAAGAGAAGGAGCGUGAGAGCCUGGUGAAAGCUAACAAGACCCACGUUGAGUUGAAGAAGAUUAAGGCCAUAUGGAGGGGGCUUUUGAAGUUGUUGUCUUCGUUGAAUGCUAGCAUUGUUGAUUUUAAGGAGAAUCCCCAUGUUAAUCCAAUUUUACACCAAGAUUUAAUCUCUCUUAUAUUUGAGCAUUUGAAAGCUAGGGCUUCUGAAAACCCUAGCAAGCCCUCUCCCAUUGUUGCUGAAGAGAUUGAUGAUAGUGAGGAUUCGGAAAUGGAAGGAUGGGAGACUGACGGUAAUGAUGGGGAUUUUGUCCCUCACACUAGAAAAAAGACUAAAACUAGGCUUAAGGUGGUUUCUUCGGGUGUUAGUAAGGGGUCUAUUGAUGUUGGUGGUGAGGGUUCGAGCAAAUGUCCCAAGGGUAAAACUCAAAAGGACACUUUGAAGGUUUCGGACAGCUUUGACGGUCAGGAUUCCCUAAACCAAACUCACAAUGUUGAGGCAUCCUCUUGUUCCCAUUGCUCUGAAAAUAAUUCCCAAGAAUCGACGGAUUUUACCCCAUGA
Molecule: messenger RNA, 810 nt
Organism: Cryptomeria japonica (Japanese cedar)
Lineage: Eukaryota; Viridiplantae; Streptophyta; Pinopsida; Cupressales; Cupressaceae
Exons: 3
Coding region: 1-810 (269 amino acids)
Source: RefSeq, a predicted model, not a curated record